Molecule: messenger RNA, 2800 nt
Organism: Euleptes europaea (tarantolino)
Lineage: Eukaryota; Metazoa; Chordata; Lepidosauria; Squamata; Sphaerodactylidae
Gene: ENPP1
Product: ectonucleotide pyrophosphatase/phosphodiesterase 1
Exons: 25
Coding region: 1-2718 (905 amino acids)
Biological process (GO): negative regulation of fat cell differentiation; regulation of bone mineralization; nucleoside triphosphate catabolic process
Cellular component (GO): cell surface
Molecular function (GO): nucleic acid binding; metal ion binding; dinucleotide phosphatase activity
Source: RefSeq, a predicted model, not a curated record
AUGGCGAGCGGCAGGGAGGAGGAGCCCCUCAGUGGCCGCGGUAGCAGCAGCCGCGACGGGGCGGCGCGGCCGAGCUCGGCUGCGGCGCCCGUGCUGGCGGCCCUGGAGCUGGCGGAGGAGGCGGGGAAGGCGGCGCCCAGGGGCCCGGCGCAGGAGCCCAACGCCUACAAAGCCCUCUCCCUGGUAUUGUGUGUCAUUGUGUUAACAACAAUUUUAGGAUGCAUAUUUGGACUGAAGCCUAGCUGUACAAGAGAUGUCAAAACCUGCAAAGGUCGCUGCUUUGAGAGAACAUUUGGAAGCUGCCGUUGUGACACUGAAUGUGUUAAACUUGGAAACUGCUGUUUAGAUUUCCAAGAAGCCUGUAUUGAACCUGCUCAUAUAUGGACCUGUACAAAGUUUCGGUGUGGUGAGAAGAACCGGACAGAGUAUCACUGCUCUUGUUCAGAUGACUGUGUGAAAAAUAAUAAUUGCUGUGUCAAUUAUUAUUCAGUUUGUGAAGGAAAGGCAAGCUGGCUUCAAGAUGAAUGUGAGGACAUUAAGGAACCCCAGUGUCCGGACAGAUUCACCAAGCCUCCAGUGUUGUUGUUUUCUUUGGAUGGAUUCAGGGCUGAGUAUUUGCACACAUGGGGUGGACUUCUUCCUGUUAUUAGCAAAUUACAAAAAUGUGGAACGUUUACUGAUGGCAUGAGACCAGUGUAUCCAUCAAAAACAUUUCCCAAUCAUUACAGCAUUGCUACGGGCUUAUAUCCAGAAUCACAUGGUCUAGUAGAUAACAAAAUGUAUGAGCACAAGAGAAAUGCUUUCUUCACCCUCAGAAAUGAAGAGAAGUUCAAUCGACAGUGGUACCUAGGGCAGCCAAUUUGGCUGACAGCUAUGUAUCAAGGACAAAAAUCUGCUUCAUUCUUCUGGCCUGGUUCAGAUGUGGAUGUUAAUGGAAGUUUUCCAAAUAUUUACAAAGUAUACAAUAGGUCAAUACCAUUUGAAGAAAGAGUAGCAACUUUACUUAGUUGGCUACAGUUACCAGAAGACAAAAGACCACACUUUUACACUCUGUAUUUAGAAGAACCAGAUUCUUCAGGCCACAGAUAUGGACCAAUCAGCAGUGAAAUAAUUCUUGCAUUACAGAGAGUGGAUAAAGUGGUUGGGAUGUUGAUGGAUGGUCUUAAACAAAUGAACCUGCACAAUUGCAUUAACAUUAUUCUUCUCUCUGAUCACGGGAUGGAGGCAGCUAGCUGUAGUAAAACAGCAUACCUGGAUACAUACUUGGAUGAUGUUAGAAAUGUGGCUGUAGUAUCUGGCCCUGCAGCUCGUUUAAGGCCAAACAAUGUUCCAGAUGAGUAUUUCUCUUUUGAUUAUGAAGGCACUGUGAGAACCCUUACAUGCUUAGUCCCAGAUCAGCAUUUCAAAGCAUACAUGAAAAACCUACUCCCCAAGCGAUUUCACUAUGCCAACAGUGACCGGAUUGAACCAGUUCAUUUUUAUAUGGACGAGCAGUGGCAAUUUGCUCGAAUGCCAUCUGAGCUCAAGUAUUGCAAAGGUGGAUUCCAUGGGUCAGACAAUACAUUUGCAAAUAUGCAGGCUCUGUUCAUUGGCUUUGGACCUGGAUUCAAGUUUCAAACCAAAGUCGAACCCUUUGAAAAUAUUGAAAUCUACAAUAUAAUGUGUGAUCUACUUGACUUGACACCAGCCCCUAACAAUGGUACUCAUGGAAGCCUCAAUCAUCUUUUAAAGAAACCCACUUAUAUCCCAAAGUUUCCAGAGGAAGCAAGUUAUCCUUCUUCAUGCCCUUUCACAAGGCGGAGAACUUCUACAGGUGAUCUUGGCUGCUCAUGUGAUUUGUUGGGUUCACCACAGAGACAACCACAGAUAAGUGUCACCACUUUACAGGUAAAGAAGGUAGAACAAUACAGUUUGCCUUUUGGGAGACCCAGAGUGCUACAAAAAGAUCUAAACUAUUGCCUUCUUCACAAUAAUCACUACAUAAAUGGAUAUAACAAGGAUAUCAAGAUGCCUUUGUGGAGUGCAUAUACUGUUAACAAGCAUGACAAUCAGAAUGCCUCUAAAGAAGCCAUCUCCAGCUGUCUCCACAUUGAUAAUCGUAUCCCUUUAAGUCUUGGCCAGAGUUGUUCAUUUUACAAAGGCCAUCCACAGCUAAACUAUGGAUUUCUUUUCCCACCAAAUUUAAUAAAAGAUGAAAGAACUGGGAGCUAUGAAGGAUUUUUCACAAGCAACAUUGCUCCAAUGUAUCAUGCAUUUCAAGUGAUCUGGAACUAUUUCAGUGCAGUCCUUCUACCAGCAUAUGCUAAAGCCAGAAAUGGAGUAAACGUAAUCACUGGUCCUGUGUUUGAUUAUGACUACAAUGGCUUGUACGAUACACCCAAGGAAGUGAAAAGAUUUGCUAAUAAUUCAGAAGUCCUGAUUCCAACUCACUAUUUCAUUAUGUUGACAAGCUGUAAAAAUGUUUCUCAGACUCCUUUGCAAUGUGAAGGGUCUCUCGAUGUAAAAUCUUAUAUUGUACCUCACAGAGAAGACAACAGUGAAAGCUGCGUGAGUGGCAAGACUGAAUCCUUGUGGGUUGAAGAAAGAAUGAGAUUUCACACAGCCCGUGUCAGAGACAUAGAACUUCUGACUGGGCUAAGCUUUUUCCAUGAAAGAAAAGAGCCUGUGUCAGACAUUUUACAGUUAAAAACAUAUUUGCCUAGUUUAAACAAGGACUAAUUUUAAUGCUUGCACACUAUUGGAAUUUUUGUACAGAAAGAGAGCGACUAUUAUUGCAGGAAAGAAGUGUAUAUUAAACAUG